CAGGAACCCUUCUUCCAUGCCAUGGCUGGUCAAGAAGGUCUUAUUGAGCUCGCUGUCAAAAUGGUGGAGACAGGCAAUGUCUGCUAUGAUGGUACAGUGCGCAAUUUGUUGGGUGACCUCAUCCAGCUUAUGUACAGAGAAGAUGGGAUGCAUGAUGCAUUUAUCAUCUUUCUCUGUGCCCCCCCAACCAAUGCCUGUCGGUGUCAAAUAUCUGUCAGCCAAAAUCGUAUCCACAUUGUCUUUGCCAGGGUACUCCUCAAUGGAGCAUGUAUGCACCUCUGUCAGCCAAAAUCAUAUCCACAUUGUCUUUGCCAGGGUACUCCUCAAUGGAGCAUGUAUGCACCUCUGUCAGCCAAAAUCAUAUCCACAUCAUCUUUGCCAGAGCACUCCUUGAUGAAGCAUGUAUGCACCUCUGUCAGUGAAAAUUGUUGGCUUGUUCACAUCUUCCACAUCAACUGCUGCAAGCCUAGUGACCUCAAACCAGCCUACACUGUUGAUGCAGUCCACCAGCUUCAUGGAGAGGUUAGCAGGGAAGCACAGGUGAAUGCUUUGCUGACCUUCUGCAUGCACAUACGAGCCACACAUGCUACCUGCCACAUAUUGGAAGAGUUCCACCUCAACCACAAAGCAUUUGAGUGGGUGUUGGACAAGAUUGAGGCAAAGUUCAACCAUACUCUGGUCAACCCUGGGCAGAUGUGCAGUACUGUUGCUGCCCAGUCCAUUGGUGAACCAGCUACUCAAAUGACUCUCAACACCUUCCACUAUGCCAGUGUGUCCAGCAAAAAUGCUACACUCAGUGUCCCCCAUCUGAAAGAAAUCAUCAAUGUUGCUACCAAUAUCAAAACGCUUUCACCUUCUGUGUACUUGGAAUCCUACAUGGCCCAGGACAAGAAGACUCCAUGUUCAUUGAAUCUUUCUUCGCUAUCAUUGAACCAGUUACUCAAAGUGACUCUCAACGCCUUCCACCAUGCUGGUGUAUACAACAGAAAUGCUAAGCUUGGUAUCCCCUGUCUGAAAGAAAUCAUCAACAUCGCUACUUGGUAUGACCCCGACCCUACAUCCACCAUUAUCAAAGACUCUGUGUUCAUUGAAGCUUUCUUUGCUAUUGUUGAACCAGUCACUCAAAUGACUCUUAUACAAUAG
Molecule: messenger RNA, 1143 nt
Organism: Pisolithus orientalis
Lineage: Eukaryota; Fungi; Basidiomycota; Agaricomycetes; Boletales; Pisolithaceae
Product: RNA polymerase 2
Exons: 3
Biological process (GO): DNA-templated transcription
Cellular component (GO): RNA polymerase II, core complex
Molecular function (GO): DNA binding
Source: RefSeq, a predicted model, not a curated record